CUGUCGUUAGUCGUGCAUCGUACAUCAGUCCGCGCUCAACUACCACGCCGGUCACCCGCCAAUACGCACUUCAGUGUUUACAAGUGAACUCGCGUGGGUAAUAAACUCGAAGACCGCGCUCGCGGUUGUGAUAGUGUUUCAAGAGUGUAAAGGUGGCCGGCGCAACGGAGGCGGUGCAAGGCAUGUUGAUGGCGGGCGCUCUGCCGGCCGAGUCCGAUGGACUUCUGGCUUUGGGCGCAUUGCCGGGCCAGAAAGAUACCACCUGGACCAAACUUUUCGUCGGCGGACUGCCGUACCACACAACCGACAAAAGCCUUCGGGAACAUUUUGCGGUUUACGGCGACAUCGAAGAAGCCGUCGUCAUUACAGACAGACAAACCAACAAGAGCAGAGGAUAUGGCUUUGUGAUAAUGGGUGAUAGGACUGCAGCGGAGAGAGCGUGUAAAGAUCCGAAUCCCAUCAUAGAUGGUAGGAAGGCCAACGUCAACCUCGCUAUUCUUGGAGCUAAACCUAGAGGGAAUCUCGCACCAGGGUUUGGCUUGGCUGCCGCCGCGGCUGCAGGAGUGAGGGCAGGCUAUCCGACUGUUUUACCGGCGCACUAUGGGUUGUCUCCUGGAUAUGUGUACGGAACUCCGAGUUACAUGGGCGCUAUGAGCGGCGUCGGUGGUGGUGUUGGUGCCGGCGCCGGGGGGCUAGUGCAAUUGCCUCAGCUCCAACACGCUGCGGCAGUCGCGGCUGCCAACCACCUAUACGAAUACCAAGCCGCCGCAGCCCAGGGUGCAGCUGCGUACCAACAGCAAUACGCUGCAGCAGGAUUUGAUCCUUACGCCACUGCUGCAGCAGCGGCCGCUGCAGCCACAGGCGCUGGUUACGUCUCGCCAUACUAUGCGCUGCCCGGGGGAGGAGUCCAGGGACCGCUACUUCCACCAUUGCCGUAUCCUCCUCAACUGCAGGAGGCGAGGAUGCAGUAGAAAGUUUUUAUUAUUAACCCGAGCUACGUUUGUGAUAUACAAAAUUCAGAUUACAAGGAUUUUAAAGAAAGGUUAACUAGAAAAAUUUCAGUAACAAGUAUUCUGACAUUCGGUAAUGAAAAAGAUAAUUAUUUAGUAAAAAUAUUGAUUAUAAUAUAUGUAUGUAAUUGAAAACGUUUAAGUUUACUUAUAAUCGGGAAAUAAGUUCUGCCUUAGAUUGACACAUACGAGGAAUACUAUGAAAAAUCACAAAUGUAGCUUGCGAUUCUAAAAUUGAUUUAUUAAUAUAGAAAUUUAAGUACUUACUUAGAAUCGAAUCUUCUAGAUUCUGUUAACAUGCAGCAGUACGAGGCCAAAUUGAAGUUUAGACAAGAAUAGGGAAGACAUAGUUUCUAUCUAUUUAACCAAAUGAACGCUAAUCAUGACCAAAGCUAUAAGCUUUUAUUUAGAAGUUAGAAAGUAUUUGGGUACACCGGCCAGUAUAGUGAUGUAAUAGUAAUAAUAGUUAUUAUUUUACUAAAGUAAUAAUAUUAGGUAACUGAUACAUUGAAGAUCGGUUUAAUAGGAUUACUUAUGUAAUCACCAGCGACUGAAGCUGGUGUACAAUGAUCUUACGCGUCUACGCAGUAUCUAAUAACCAACAUUUUGACAUAAUAAAACCGACUUCAAAACAAUAAGAUGACAAUUUCAUUAAUGUAUGUAAUUGAAGUCAAUGUAAUGUGCAUUAUUAAGGAUAACUCAAAAACUACCAGUCAGACCUUGAUUCAAUUUAAAUGGGACCACACGGGAAGCAACGGCUUUUGAAUGAAAUUAUUCAAAUUCAGUUUACUUAGAAAAAAUAUCUGAGUUAUGUGAAACAUAAGAAAAAACAAACGAAUUCUAUUAUUGAAGUCGGUUAAAAAUAAACAGAAAUUAUGUACAAAGAUAUAAAGUUGGUUGUCAACUUGAAUGAAUACAGUUAGAAAAACCAUAACUAGAGGCUAGUUUAUAUUGGCACUGAAGUGUAUGCAUUGCCCCAGCAAUGUAAUGUGUUGAUAUGUAUGAGAAUUUUAUUUUUCUAAAACUGAUGAAUAGCACAGGCUUGCUAAACGUGACAUUAUAACAUUAGUAAAUUCCAGUUACAACCUGGUUUUUGUAUUUAAUGUUCGACGUUCGAUAUUUUAAAUUUAAAUUCGUUAGCAUUCUAUUUCAGUAAUUAAAAAUAAAUAAAUAAAUUGACUUAAAGAUCAUAUAUUAGAAAUAGCAAAGAAGCUCUGAAAGAAAAUAGAUUUGUUCGUUCUAUUAACAUGUCCAUGUUGCUCAAUAAGGCCUGCAUAGGGCUUCAUUUAGCUUAAGGUGAGGGAGAGCAAUAAAGGGCUAUAGUAUAUUAUACUUAAAACGUAAGUUACUGUACUUAUUUUAUAUAUCGAAAACCUAUGUUAGUAAUUGCCCGUAAAAUAUUUAAUUAUAGUUCUUGCUCCAAAGCGGUAUAGGGUACUUACUAGGUAGAAUAAUUAUUCAAUUACUAGUCCAUGUAAUUUUUAAUUUAAUGAGGAUCAUAAGAUUGUCGGUUGCGUAAGCUGUUCUAAAAAAAAAAAUUCAAACUUCUCCCAAUCAGCUUCUUGCCAUUUGACAGCUGAUAAUUUAAAUUUAGAAAAGCUACAAACAACCGGCGAUAUAGUGUAAUAAUUAAUCAGUAGUCCUAAUAGAUUACUGAAAUUUAGCAUGUAAGCUUAUAUAAUAAUAAUUAUAAUAUUAUGCUGUUAUUCGUAAUUUAUUUUGUUGAUAUUUGUAAAUCUACAUGUUGAUAACUAUUUAUUAUGAAGAAAAAAAAAAGAAAAAUAUUGUUACUACUGCUGACCGACUAGCACGGGGCACAUAUAAUAUCUAUAAUAAGUGAAGGUUCGGAUUAAAAUGUAAUAAUAAUAUUAAACCCUGAAUUUUCUAUAAUGUUCCGUAACAUUUUCAAAAGUGGAUUUAAUUUGAUUUAAAUGCGGUGUUUACAUACUUGUUAAAAAAUAUUAAAGUAGAUUAUUAUACUGUUUACGGGAAGGUUAUUUUUUUAUCAUCUCUGACAUUUUUCUUUUAAGAAACUUAAAUAUCUCAUCACGUCCCAAACUAUAAGUACUCAGUUUUGAACAUUAUAUGUGUUAUUGCCGAAUUUUCACUAAACACUCAUCAAAUAAUCCACACAAACGUGUCUUAUAAAACAUUCGAUCAGAUAUCACUAUGGUAUUAAAAUAUAAUUAGGGAUCCUUGUACUGAGUGUAGUACAUAUAAUAAUGUGUAUAAAAAGAAAAUACCGUGUACUCAACAUGUACAAGUAUUUUAGUUAUGUUUUAGAAACAUUGACUUAAUAAAACUGAAAUUUAUGUAUUGUACGAUUCAUUCUUUUUCAGGAGAAAUAUUUUAAUUAAUCGCUUUAGAAAAUGUAUGUAACGUACAUAUGUGUAUGGGGUGCGAAAGAAUUGUCAUAAAACUGAAAUAUUUAACGAAUAACCUUAUUUAAAUGAUCGAAAUGUUCGGGGGGAUAACUCGGAGCAAUUUAUGUAAACUCCGAUGCAUAGAUAAAAACUGAAACCAAAUGGUACAUAUUAAUAUAAUGUGAGCCAUAUUAUGUGGCCAUCUUGCCUUAAAAAGUAUAAAUAUGUUAGAAAAUAAUAUACUAUUUUAUAUUAUAUUAUAUCAUACUAUAUAAAAAACAGAGGAAUAUACUUUAUACAUUCAAUUCAUUAAUAUUUAAAAUAAUAAUAGGAUAAAAUACAAUUUAAAAGUAUAUAUUAUCAUAUGUGACUUAAUUACACAUAUCAAUCACAUCACAUAAUAUUUAAAUGUAGGAAGAGUAUGGUUUUUAAGUAUGUAUCUGUCGGGUUAUUUUUUCAUUUCACAAUGUAAUUGGGCGUUCCAGUCUAACACGUAUUUUUUAAUGUAAAAACAAAAAAUGAUAUAUUAUCCUCCCAAAAAAAUUAGGAAAUAUUGAAUUCUAAAAAAAUAUCUUUCAUACGUAAAUAUUUUCAAAUUGUAUUAGAAGUUAUACAUAAUUCUGUUGUUUACGACUUGACUCCAAACUGAUUGCAGUGAUUAUAUUAUGUAUUUAAGAUGUACACAUGGUAAUCUGUGACAUAGUCACUUUUCACUAACGACAAUAAUCCGAUGUUUUCCCUGUCCAACAUCACGUUACUUAUUUUUUUGAUAGCUUUUAUUUGUUCUUAUGAACCGAAUACUAUGCCAUGACAGUGCCGUAAUGUCUAAACAGUCCAUUAUUAGUGCAUUUCAUGAACAGUAAUAUUAAGCACAAUUAAAUAUUGUUUUAUUUAUGUAUCUAUAAUUAUGUAUAUUUAAAUAAGUACUACAUGCACAUAUGAAGGGAAUACAUAAUAAAAUAUCAUACA
Molecule: messenger RNA, 4342 nt
Organism: Bombyx mandarina (wild silkworm)
Lineage: Eukaryota; Metazoa; Arthropoda; Insecta; Lepidoptera; Bombycidae
Product: RNA-binding protein 24-B-like
Source: RefSeq, a predicted model, not a curated record